AAUAUUUUCAAUUUUCUAAAAAUAAUGAAAUUUAUGGUGUUUUACUAUUUGUAACACCUGAAGUUUUAAGAGGUCAACCUUACUCUUUAGCUAGCGAUAUUUAUAGUUUUUCUAUAAUUAUGUGGGAAUUUAUAUCUGGAAUUUCUCCAUUUAAUAAUGAAGCUCAUAAUUUUCAACUUAGUUUAGAUAUUUGUAAAGAUAAACGUCCUGAAAUCAUUAAAAAUAUUUCACAAUGUUAUAUAGAUUUAAUGAAAGAAUACUGGAAUAUGGAUCCAUUAAAAAGACCAAUU
Messenger RNA from Funneliformis geosporum, 290 nucleotides. The record is from the annotation of a GenBank genome assembly. NCBI's taxonomy places the organism in Eukaryota, Fungi, Glomeromycota, Glomeromycetes, Glomerales, Glomeraceae.